Molecule: messenger RNA, 429 nt
Organism: Raphanus sativus (radish)
Lineage: Eukaryota; Viridiplantae; Streptophyta; Magnoliopsida; Brassicales; Brassicaceae
Product: leucine-rich repeat receptor-like serine/threonine-protein kinase BAM1
Exons: 3
Coding region: 1-429 (142 amino acids)
Source: RefSeq, a predicted model, not a curated record
AUGUUUUGGAUUCUCUCAAGAAGACAACAUCGUAUAGGGAAAGGAGGAGCUGGGAUCGUCUACAAAGGCGUCAUGCUAACGGUGAUCAACAGUCGCCGUGAAAAGACUCGCCGCGAUGUCCCGUGGAUCUUCCCACGACCAAAGCAGAGAUUCAUACUUGGGAAGGAUAAGAUACAACAGGCACAUCGUGAGGCUGCUCGUUUUUUUGCUCUAACCACGAGACGAAUCUGCUUGUCUAUGAGAUACAUGCUUAAUGUUGUCUCGGUGAGGUGUGUGUUGCAUGAGAUGUUAAAUCGAACAACAUCCUCCUCCCAUUCAAACUUUGAAGCUCAUGUUGCUGACUUUGGUCUCGCCAAGUUCUUACAAGACUCCGGUACUUCUGAGUGCAUGUCUGUGAUCGCGGAUCUUCGGCUGCAUAGCUCCAGAUGA